AUGCAUAUAAAUGGUUGUGAGGUCAUUUCUAAUCAUAAAAACCCAAAUUUACAGCAUGUUGUACUAAUAAAUUCUAAUGUAAUACAUUGUAUUUUUAAAGUAUAUACUUUUGGCUAAAUAUCAUUCUGUUUUUACUUGUUUCACAAUUUAGCAUAGCAUAAGUCCUUUUUUACAAUUUUUGUAUUCUUAAAUGAAUAUGAAGAGAAUCGGAAGCGGGUCAGGUGAUGGCAAUGAAUGAUCUAAAUCAAGCAAACGCAAAAUAUUUAAUAUUUUAAACACACAAAAGAUUUCAACCUGCCCUUAAGUAAUUUUGACAAAAAUUUGAUCAUGACAGACUCUGGACAAACUCUGUGACAAUUAAAAAGCUAGAUAUACACACAAAGUGUCUUGGGAUACCUUAUUUAAAACAUGGGAUCAUUAGUUGCUCAUUUGUGUCAUCAAAUGUUUUCAAGUCUGUUUACUAAAAGUUUCAAUACAAGUUAAUAUUGAAUGUGUUGUAUUAAAAUUUAACCUGAUUAUAUCCCAGUAUUGUUCUUUGACCCAUUGUUACACCCAUAGGUGAUCAAACUUCACUCUUUUACGGCUCUGAUGAGGAAGAGACUGAUUUAUUAUUUCUCUUUUCUGUCCUGACUCUGAGUCAUUGACAAAGACUUGGAGAAAGAAGACGAAUGCUUUCAAGCUGGAUUUUGGAGAAACUUGUUUCUGAUUCUUGUGGUUGUUAGCUUUGUUAAACCAUCGUUUAAGAUUUCUACAUUUCUGAAACUAAAACAGUAUGGCUUCGCUAUCUGAAGAUUUUUCUUGUGUGUCGUGACAUCUUCAAGUCUCCUCUUAUUUUAUCUUGUAGUCACAGUGUGUGCAAAAAGUGUCUUCAGCAGUUCUGGAUAAAGAAAAAAAUUCAAGAGUGUCCCGUCUGUAAGAGAAGAUCUUCAAAAGAUGAUCCUCCAAUAAACAGUGAUAAAAAUCCAGUGUAAAAUGUUGCGGAAGGAGAAAAAAGAGAAACGCUCAUCAGGAUCAGAGGAGAUCUGCAGUUUGCACAAAGAGAAACUCCAACUCUUCUGUGUGGAGGACGAACAGCUGGUGUGUUUAGUGUGCAGAGAUGCAAAACAACACAACAAACACAAAUUCAGACCCAUCAGUGAAGCGGUUUCAUCACACAAGGAGGAGCUCAAGACAGCACUGAAGUCCUUGAAAGAAAAACUUAAACACAAUGAAGAUGUUAAAGGGGAGUUAGAGAAAACUGUUCAACACAUCAAGACUCAAGCCAACCACACCGAACAUCAGAUUAUACACCAAUUUGACAAGCUUCAUCAGUUUCUCCGAGAUGAAGAAAAGGCUACAAUCACUGCACUGAGGAAGGAAGAAGAGCAAAAGAAGCAGAUGAUGAAGGUGAAGCUGGAGGAGAUAAACACACACAUCUCAGCUCUUUCACACACGAUCAGAGACACGGAGGAGAUGCUGAAAGCCAAAGACGUCUGCUUUCUGAAGGAGUUUCCAGGCUCAAUGAAAAGAGUUCAGAUCUCACAGCCCAAUCUACAGAUGCCCUCUGGAGCUUUGAUUCAUGUGUCUCAGUUCUUGGGGAACCUGCAGUACAAAGUUUGGAGGAAGAUGCAGGACAUCAUCCAGUACUCUCCUGUGAUUCUGGAUCCAAACACUGCUCAUCCACGUCUCAUAGUGUCUGAUGAUCUGAGCACUGUCAGUUACAGCUGGGACGAACAACCACUUCCUGAUAAUCCGGAGAGAUUCGAUAUCUAUGAGUGUGUUUUGGGUUCAGUGGGGUUUAAAACCGGGAACUGCAGCUGGGAUGUGGAGAUUAGAGGAAGUGAAUGCUGGAGUCUUGGAGUAACUACGGCAUCAAACCAGAGAAAGGGCCGUGAGUUCUGUAACGCCGACGUCUGGAGGGUGACCUACGAUCCGUACAAUCAGCUCGGGUCUGAUACUUCUGUCGAGCAGGAUCUUGAGCGUGUGAGAGUGUAUCUGGAUUAUGAUAGUGGAACAGUGUCUUUCUCUAAUCCCGUAAAUAACAGACUUCUACACACAUUCACAACUACCUUCACAGACACCGUCUUUCCGUUCUUCUGUAAUCUUGAUGAAGUUAAAUCUCUAAAGGUUUUACCAGUUAAACUGUAGUAACACAUAAAAUAAGCCACAGAAAUAAAAUCUGAUAAUUAAACUGUAAAUAUUUCAAUUAAUCUACAACCCCAAAUCAGAAAAAGUUAGAACAGUAUGGAAAACGCAAAUAAAAAAGUAGUGAUUUC
This is a messenger RNA of Danio rerio (zebrafish), 2255 nucleotides long. NCBI's taxonomy places the organism in Eukaryota, Metazoa, Chordata, Actinopteri, Cypriniformes, Danionidae. The record is from RefSeq and is a predicted model, not a curated record.